Serendipita indica DSM 11827 is the source of this 2055-nucleotide messenger RNA. NCBI's taxonomy places the organism in Eukaryota, Fungi, Basidiomycota, Agaricomycetes, Sebacinales, Serendipitaceae. The record is from the annotation of a GenBank genome assembly.
AUGGACGGUUCCGCUGCGUGUUCGACCGCAGAGGCAUCGAGCAGCCGGCAGCAGCAACCGCGAGGUCUGGGUCUCCCGAGACAUGCCCUAAACCGGAGUCAAGGCCAGUCUUCUCCCUUGCCCAUGACACAAUAUCCCUGGAUGUCCUCCGCAACAUCUUGGCUUCAUCUGAACCAGGAAGACCUCGAACACGUCUCUCGUAGCGCUCCUCCGAGUGCACUCACCGACUUGGUUACGUUUGGCCAGACACAUGCUUCCAGCACUGCAGCGGCACCGUCCCUCUUGCUCCAAACGACUGAUCGCCGUCGUCUCUCCCGGCGCUCAUCUCCUACCUCUUCUACCUCUUCGGCCAUCGAUUUGCAUGUCGCGGAAACCCUCGAUCUCCGACAGCUCUCCGAUUCGCCCUCUUCGGACCAGUACGACUUUUGCGGAGCCGACUCUCCGCCUUCACACAUUCUCCAUUUCGACCGACCUCCAAAUGCCCGACAGCGAUCCAUCGCCGAGGAUUCGAUCCUGGCCAGACAGAUUCAUCUUUCGACACUAGACAUGCAGGUCGCCGCCGCUCAUGCUGCAGUAAUAGCGGCGAGUGAACGUCACCGAUUACUGCUCGCUCAGCGCGCGGUCCUCCGAGCGCAAAUAUGCCGGGACAGGAACCGCCUCCAGCCAGCACUGUACCUCCCAGCAGAGACUCUGGCCGAGAUCUUUGCCUACUGCGCACAAGACGACAUUUAUGCAGUGUGGAAGCUCUCCGCCGUGUGCUUUGAUUGGCACGUAGCGGCAGUGGCCUACCCACGGCUUUGGUGUCGCAUUGUCGUCCCCACACAUUUGCCACCCGUCGAACAGAUCCACAUCACUCGGCUAUGGGUCCAGCGAACCAGCACGGUUCAAGGUUUAGAUAUCCGAUACCGUGCCGUGGAAGAUUCGAUUCGAUACGUCUCGACCACGUUUGAGGAAAUCAUGAUGAUCCUCUCUGCAGAGCUCUCCAGAUGGAAACAUUUCGACCUCGAGACGAACCUAGAGGACUGCAUUCACAUUGCUGUUCGACUCUCUUCGGGUGCAGCCCCCAACUUGGAGACGUUUCUUGUCAGAGAGCCAGAGUUUCAGGGGACAAAGCGGAAUCGACGACUCUUACCAUGCAAGAUGCUGACCCUUGGCCCAGCACCAAACCUCAGCCGUGUGGCGUUGCAUACAUCGGCAUGGCCGACGGCCACAUUCUUGCGUGGUUUGACUACACUCUCCCUAUCUUCUGGUCGCAUCAAACCUAUGGUAGAUCUCUGGCGUGUGCUGGAUGCGUGUGAAGAUUUGGAAGAGCUCACGCUGCGUCUACCUGUCGAUCACGACUUUGAUCCACCGGGACGUGGACGUACAUCUCCACUCAAGCUGGAGCGUCUCCACACACUCUCGGGCAACUCGAUGGUGCUCGCGCUCCUCCCUCAUCUCCUCGUCCCUUCUCUCGAAGUGCUCUACGUCAAUGAUGUGGACGCAUUUAUCCUCAUGAGAACGCUCAACGUGCUUGAUCUUCGCUCGAAUCCACCAUUACAUACCCUCCGUCUGCGCAGCUGCCGUCUCGUCUCUGGUACGACAGGACUCUCUCUAAAAUCCAUCAAACGCCUCGAAUUCUACGAAUCAGAGGUCGAUGACAACUUUUCACUCCCUCUCCAUGCCUACCGCGGGUACAUCGUCUACGUGAGGGAAGAUGCACUCCGACGCCUCGUCGAAGCCCGUAACCCUACGACUCCCAACGCCAUGUGCGCAGGAGGUGCACCAGCUGUGGGGCUCCCUGCGCGCAUCAAAAUGGUCGAAGUGCGCAAUUGUCGACGUGUACGACCGCAAUUUACCGAAUGGAUCCAGGAACGACUCGGACGCGUUUCGGAUCGCUUUCACUUGCCUUCGUGCUCGGCCGCGUCUGCGCAUGAAGAGCAGACGUGUGCACAUGCGCAUGGACCACAGUCUGGAUCCUCUAGCUUGACUCCCCUAUCUCCGGUGGAGGGACACGGCGAGCCCUCUGGUUCUGGAGCAGGCGUGCUCGACGUCGAGAUGGGGAUGGUCAUCUAA